CCUCUUUUUGUUACUUUUUCAUCUAUUAUCGCCCCAGGUGCAACAUAAGGGAGAAACCCUAAUUCAUUUGGCAGAAACGAAGAAAAAAAAAAAACCAGACUUCUCUCUCCCUUCUUCGACGGCGCUGCAGCCUCCCCUGUCGAUCCAGCUUCUUGCGCAUGAACGGCUUCUUAAUCAUCCCCCUUAACGCGACGUCUUCAAUGCUCUUCGUGUACCCUAAGCUCCGAAUCGUAGUAUAUAUAGGUGUGAAGUUUCUUCUCUUCACCUCAUCCUCCCUUGCAAAGUAUUUACAUUAAUCCUCUAUUAUUUCGAGAUGGCUAACACCAGAGUCUUCUUCUCCGACCUGAAGUCCGGCCGGUGCAGCUCCUUCGUGGAGGCCAGGCUGCUCCGGUUCUGGGAGGCGAGGAACAUCAAGCGUGGUGGUGAAUUGAUGUGGGUCAACAUGCUUUUCGUCGAUGUUAACUCUACCAUGAUGCAAGCGAGUAUCAGUGCCAGCCGGCUCUCAAGGUUUCAGUCUAAGCUCGCCGCCGGAAAGAUGUUCUCUGUUUCCGGUUUUGAUGUGUCACGAUGUGCUAUGAAUUUCCGGUUAUCCGACUCUCCUCUGAUGUUCCGGUUUAAUGACACGACAAAGUUUGAGGAGUUGAUUGAACCGGUAUCGCCGUUGCCUCUGGAGUGCUUUCGUUUCCGCAAUCAGACCGAACUGGUGGGAUUAGCCAACACCAACACGCAGCUGCCAGACAUCAUCGGUGAGAUCACCUUGGUGAAGAGUACGGUGUGUGAUACGCCCGGAGAGAAGAAUCAUGUAAUGGCAACCAUCAGGCUUGAUAGUGAUACAACCGUCACUCUGAGUUUUUUCGACGCCCAAGCUGUAGCUUUCCACAGGAAGCUUGAAGACAUGAACGGUGAUCCGAGGGUGAUUGUUGCUACAAGCGUUAACCCAAAGAUGGUUGGAGGUACAGUGUUGACUGAUCCAAAAUUCAGUUGUUAUUAUAUCAUCGUUGUACUAACCAUGUUGGUCUCGAAGCAAGUUAAGCGGACUUUGCAUGAAGUUCCAAUCAUAAAGAGGAGAACAUAUGGGACAAACAUGAUCCUUAUCAUGCCACCAAGAUCAUGCAACCUUAAAGACAGAAAGAAGAGAUGCACAAAGUGCUUUUACUACAAGGAGAUGGAGAAAUUCCUCGAACUUGUGUACCGUGGCUAGGAUCACAAGACAAGAAGAAAAAAAUAAAACGCAUUCCAAUCCACGUUUAAAUUACAAAUGUUACCUUUCUAUUUUUCCUUUUACUGCAUUGUCUUGCAUCACUCCAUAUCUAAAUUUAAAUUAGCUGGUUCCAUAUC
This is a messenger RNA of Raphanus sativus (radish), 1338 nucleotides long. RefSeq lists its product as uncharacterized. The transcript is spliced from 4 exons. The record is from RefSeq and is a predicted model, not a curated record. Lineage: Eukaryota; Viridiplantae; Streptophyta; Magnoliopsida; Brassicales; Brassicaceae. Bases 314 to 1201 code for a protein of 295 amino acids.